AAAGACAGCAGCAAGACGACAAUCAGCACCGACUGGAGCACCUGGUUACAGCUUAUCAGCAGGGAGGAAACGGAGAAAAGAGACAAUGGAGGCAGCAUGCAUAAUAAAUGGAGGAAGUUUGGAAAAUACAAAACCAGCAACAAUUGGAAUGGUGGAGGCACUGGAGACCAGAUGUAAGGAAGGUGAUAUUAUACAGGCAGUGAAGGGGGUGAGCAUGAAGAAGUCAAAGUUGACAGUGUUGCCGAAGCUGUUGUGCCACAAAUAAGAAACAGGCUGCGCGUAUUAAGGUUGCAAACUGCCCCACCCCUAGGCUUGUUCCUUACUGCAGGUUGAUGUCGUAUAUCAAGUCUAUUGAAGUAGGUAAGUUGUAUAGUGUUCGGGAGAUGCUUUGUGAUGGGUUGGACGAAAAUGAUAAGGUGAAUGGUUGUUAUAGAGAUGUUGAAGAGCUUGUUUUGAAGUUGGCAGAGUUUUAUAUUAAUAGUGGUGAGUAUAAUAUUUUGACUUUUGAUGAACCUAACACAUUCCAUAUAGCUUUAGGUGGUGAUGGUGCUCCUUUAGGCAAGGACGACACUGCAUGCUCUUGGCUGGUGAGUAUUCUCAAUAUGGGACACCACAUACUGAGUAGAAAUGAAAUUUCCUUCUUUUCGGGGCUAACUGCUCUGAGAACUGUUUGCCAGUUAGAUGCUUCAUUGCAAAGCUAAUGACUGAUUUAGAGCGGAUUCAGAAAAAAUCGUAUUCUGUAUUAGCUGUCAACGGAGAGUCUGUUCAGGUUAAAUUUGUUAUUGGAGAACUGCCUAACGACAUGAAAAUGCUUGCAUUUUUAUUAGGAGGAGAACUAACCAACAGUGCUACCUAUUUUUCUACCUUUGCAGAUGUCAGUAAGGAUACUAUAGUUGAUUGUAAAGGAUUAUUUGGUCCCCAGCCCACUGACACCUGGAAGCCUUGGGUUUAUACCAAGAGAGUGAGAGAUGCAAAGGCAGUUGAAAAGUUUAAGCAGAAACUGAAUCCGAAUAUUAGUGAGAAGACCAGGAGAUCGAAAGUUACCGGUUUCAUUGCUAAGCAGAAAAGCAGACAGGAAUUUAUUCCCUUAGUGGCUGAUUUAAUCAACAAAGCCCACAUUGAACCACUGCACCUGAAGAACCAUGCAUGUGCCCUAGCACAUAGUCAUCUGUUAAAACUUGUAAUUUCAUGGUCUAACUUGUCUACUUCUAUUUCUACUUUUUCCCAGGUGCCACUCAAAUCUCCCUUCUAUAGGUAUGUUGAGACUCUAAAGUCAAAGUGUGGCCUGAACAGGUUGGCUAAGAGGAUCAUUAGAUGGUUCAAUGAUACUGGGCCUAAUGGUAAGGAUUUUUAUUACUGCCUUACAGGUAAGGAUUCAAGAAUGUUUUUAUAUAAUUUCAUGUUCCUUAUAAAUGUUCUUGAAACUCUAGCUAAAAUGAACAAGCUAGACUAGUCAUUCAUAUCCAUGCUUGUGUCUUUGUUUGAGAAAUGCCGUUUCAUUGUUUAGUCGUGUUAAGAUAACUGAAGAUAAAGUGGGUGAGUUAGAGUUGCAUCGUGGAAAUUUUUAUCGCGGCUAUUGUUUAUAUUUUCAUGUUAAUCCCACAGUAUGGUCUCUUGGCAAUGUUGUUCAUAAGCACACUCAAGAAAUGAAGUUAAA
Messenger RNA from Paramuricea clavata, 1657 nucleotides. Lineage: Eukaryota; Metazoa; Cnidaria; Anthozoa; Malacalcyonacea; Plexauridae. The record is from the annotation of a GenBank genome assembly.